Messenger RNA from Fomitopsis serialis, 977 nucleotides. RefSeq lists its product as uncharacterized. The transcript has a single exon. The record is from RefSeq and is a predicted model, not a curated record. Bases 151 to 900 code for a protein of 249 amino acids. Lineage: Eukaryota; Fungi; Basidiomycota; Agaricomycetes; Polyporales; Fomitopsidaceae.
ACGCACCACGGGAGUGUCCACUUGGGCCGUCGUCGUCCGCUCACUCGACACUGGGGACUCCACAGGGAGCCUUGGAGUUGGUAGGGUAGCACGGUGGUAUUUUGGCGGCGCUCUGCGCCCGGGGUGGUCGCAAAGUCCGCCGCCGUACGUAUGGACGAGCAAUUUCAAGUGCUGAGCGUGGCAGGUACCGCCUACAAAUUGCGCGAGCCAAGGGUGCACAUGCGUGUCUGCGGCCGAGAGUCGAGACGUAGCCAAAACCGUCGUGCAGUCGUUCGGAAGCCAGCUGGCUCUUGCUGCUCACAUGGCCGGGCGCGGCGACAAGGUACAGCGUACGUACGCAUACCACUCGGGCGGCGAGCCCGCUACGGAUAUGGAGCCACGCAGAGGGGCAGCACGCAGGCUAAACGGGGCGCACUGUGCGCGGGAGCUCGAGAGGCACGCUUCCCAUACGGUGCGGCGCGUCCGGGCGGCUUCCUCGUCCCGUCUUGGAAGCAGCGGACCACAGCGAGCGCGCGGCCCCGACGAGCACCCGUGCCACCCAAUCGCCGCGCGUUCGAUCUUCGUGCGUCGGGCUCCUCUGGGUGCCGCCACCACGCGGCACGGACACGUGCGGCGUACCGCGAACGUCGGGCAGCGCGUGCGCGACAGCGGCGGGCCGGCGACAGCUCGGCGCCGGGGACCUGUAGCUCGCCGGCGGGUGGGCUGGCGGGUGGCUGGUGGUGUGGCCGGUGCGCACCGCGACUGGGAGGGUGGCUGAGGAGGACGAUAAGCGGGGGCCGUGUCGCGGAGGGAUCUGAGAGCGCAUCUGGCUGCGUCAGGCUAUCGCGACGGGUCGAUCACGCGGGACCCGCCCCGGGUGCACACGCGGUUCUCCUGCGCGUCGCGACGCGUCCAGGGUGAACGUUCUCCACCUCCUCCUCCCCAGCUCACCCUGUCCUCGUCGCGUGCUCCUUCGCCGCGCCGCGUCUCAGCGGUAG